GCCGCCUAGAGUUUUUUGUAGCGCGAUGCAUACGUGUGUUCUUAGUGAGAUUCCCAUUCUCCUGUACAGUCACUUCCAAGAAAAAAAAACCGCCGUCUAUAUAUACAGGAAUGGGUGUAACUGCAGGCGCCCCACCGGUCAAUAUCCACACCGGAUCUCUCACUCACCUGUUUGUCUGCGGUCACGUAGGUUCCUUUGCCUUAUGGAGAGCUACGUCUGCGGUUCCUUGGCGCCCGCGUAGCUCUCCAUUGAAGGGAAGGAGACAUACGUCACCGCAGACAUGUCGUAGCUCUGCUCUCGCUGCUGGGAAUGAAUGGGUGGAUGGGCCUCUUCUCUUCUCUGUCUGUCUGUCUGUCUGUCUGUCUGUGGUCGAUUUAUGUCUGUGGGUGCGUGUGUGUGUCGUGCCCCAUCCGUCUAUACAGCCCCACUCCCCACUCCGCCCAUCCGCCCCUUCUUCACCCCCUCCUUCUCCCCCUCCUUCUCCCCCUUAUCAUUGCUGCUCUGCCGCUUGCGCUUCAGCCGCUCCAUGCGGGUCGCCAGGUCCUCGUUCUCCUCGGCCGCCUCGCGAUUUGUGUAGAAGAUGACAGUCUCGGCAGCUUUCAUGUCGGCCCGCAGCCACAUGAUGGUCUCGCCCACACCGUUGAGGAGCGAUUGAAUGCUGCCAGCAGAGUUGUUGGCACGGCCCAGGUCAGCAAACACCGACGUGGACGUGUACCUGAUGUGCACACACACACACACAGAGAGAGAGAGAGAGAGAGCGAGCUUGUGUGUGGUGUGCGUUGUGAUACGUCUGGAUGCUCACUCCACUCACCAUUCCUCGUGGCACUUGAUCUCCUUCUCUCCUCGCUCCAGGUAGUGGCUGUGCACGCCCGACAUCCUAGGAGGAUGCGAACCGCUGAACGUCAGGAGCGGGAGGAAGCCGAAACGACCACUCACGGGGGCCAACAUGCCGCCCUGCACACACACACGCAUUUGGUCUGCUUGGGGUUUGGGUCUGUGCAGGGGUGGACAUACCCGCAGACGCAGCACCAGGUGCAGACUACUGUAUCUCUGGAUGUUGUAGUAGCCCAGGGUGCGCUCAUCCUCAAGCUGCUUCCCGUCAAAUCUGACACAUGGCACCCAGCAUUACGGAUGACCUCUCUGUCUCUCUAUGACGUCUCUCUCUCUCUCCACAGAGCUCACAUGAGCCGCUGUUGGUCGACGGGGAUGCCCAUGCAGUCCCAAAUCUUCUCCUUCACCCACAGCACAGCCGUGCAGGCCGGGUCGGCAUGAAAAGGGAGUUCCUUGCCCGUGAGGGUCUUGACGAAGAACUCCACGGGAGUGCACGGCGCCUCUCCGUGUGCCGCCCUGCACGCCGCCCUCUGCGCCACCUCCCUCUUGCGCAAUUCCUCCAGCCGCUGGUACUCCUUCUCGUCGGCCUCGAGGCGCUCUUUCUCGGCCAAAUAUUGCUGCAGGAAUGCCGAGUAGCCGUCCAGCUGUGUCUGCAAAGCCGACAGCACGCUCGCGGUGGCCUCGUGAUCCAUCCCUUUGAUUUCGCCGACGAGUGACCGCCAGUUGCGGUGCGCAGGGGGCUGCAGGACGGCCGCCGGGUCCUCCUUGGCACCCUUGAGCGGCUGCCGGGCGUGCAGGGAGGUCAUGCGCGCGUACAAAGGCCCAAUGCGGUCGAAUGCAGCCACCAACUCACCUGCAGCAAGCAAAGCUGGACGGGUGACCUGAUUCAUCGUGCCGAUGGCGUGCGCCACUCACCGAGGAGGAUGGCUCGACGAAGAGAAUCGUUGGAGUCGGUCGCUGAGGCCGCAGCAGCUGCAGCCAUGGCGCUCCCUUGCGCCAGCAGGCCGCGCAACGCC
Messenger RNA from Vitrella brassicaformis, 1847 nucleotides. The record is from the annotation of a GenBank genome assembly. NCBI's taxonomy places the organism in Eukaryota, Vitrellaceae.